CCGACCCACUCCCACCGCCCUGAAGGCUGGAACUCACGGAUCCCUACGCACUCCCACCACAUGCUCAUGCAGGAUCAUGGAGAUGGCCUGCGUCCGAGGUUUCCUGGUCCGACGCCACUUCCAGAGUCUACGGGCUGAGUAUGAGGCUGUUGUACGAGAGAUCGAGGGUGAUCUGGGCACACUACAGUGGAAUGAGGGCUGGAUUCCCAGGCCCCAGUUUCUCCCACAGAAGGCAAAAACUCAUCGGACCUGGAAAGCCGGAGAGAGGGUACCAAAGCCAGAGCAGGAACUAUGGAGCUGCUUUCCAUGUAAGGAGCCUGAGAAAGAGGCCAUCCGGGAGAAGAUGAUGCUGAAGUCAGGAGAGAGCUCAGCAAACUCAGAAAGUCUUCACUGCAGAGAUGACAGCCCCUGGCUUCAGGAUGAGCAGAGCAGGAAAACCAGGAAACCCAGCCAAGAGGAGACCAGAGAUAUGUCAAGGAUGGAGAACCCAGAAGCUGCAGGUCCAGGACUGCCCCACGGCCCGACUGAGCUCCAGGAGCUCCAGUACCGCCGCAGCCACUUGGCCAUGGAACUGCUGUGGAUACAGCAGGCCAUCAAUAGCCGUAAGGAGUACCUAAUUCUCAAACAAACAACACUGAGAUCCCCAGAGGUGAGCCUAGACCACAGGGGACAGGCCUGUGAGAGAGCUGGGUCACAGCCAGGUCCACCACUGGAAGUCCAGUGCUACAGAGAUCAGACAACUGGAGAGCAAGACCAUGAGGAUGACUCUUACUGGAGGCUCAAAUCACCACCUCACAUUUCCCCAGAAAGACUGGCCACUACAGAUAAAACCACUGCUGGGGCCAAGUACAGAGACCCAUGCUGCAAGAAAGUUGGACCACAGCUGCCCAUACCAUCAGAUAACCAGGCCAUAGAGAACAGGCUCACCAAAGAGCCACACCAUGGGGAGCAGACCUUUGGAGGGACCUGCCUGCAGCUGACAAAAAUGGAGGACCAGACUCCCAAAGGCCGUAAACCUAAAGGACACUGUUCUGCAAAGGCCAGAAUACAGCUGCCCACACUCUGUGCGGACCCAAAUAUUGAAGAUAAGUCUCCCAAAAGGACAGACCACAAAGAGCCUGAUUGCCAAAGAGGUAGGCCACAAGAAUUGGGCCUCUCAGAGAACCGUAUCAUCUGGGAUGGGCCUUUGGCAGAACAUAGUAGUCUGGAUCUCUGGAAGACUAAACCACCCAAGGGCCAGACUCCCAGUAAUAAAAGCUCCAGAGAUAGAGCUUCCAAUGAGCCUAGCUCUGAAGGAUGGAAAAACCAGAGGACUGGACCAUGGAGAUCAAAGCCACCUGAGAAACUGUCUUUUACAGGGUCAGACAGCAUAGGAGAGAACCACUGGAGGGGCAGGCUGUGGAAAACAGGGCCACCAGGCUAGA
Molecule: messenger RNA, 1424 nt
Organism: Miniopterus natalensis
Lineage: Eukaryota; Metazoa; Chordata; Mammalia; Chiroptera; Miniopteridae
Source: RefSeq, a predicted model, not a curated record